This is a messenger RNA of Lytechinus pictus (painted urchin), 2850 nucleotides long. RefSeq names its product gonadotropin-releasing hormone II receptor-like. The transcript is spliced from 5 exons. Bases 150 to 1496 code for a protein of 448 amino acids. Gene Ontology annotation, biological process: G protein-coupled receptor signaling pathway; cellular response to hormone stimulus. Gene Ontology annotation, cellular component: plasma membrane. The record is from RefSeq and is a predicted model, not a curated record. Lineage: Eukaryota; Metazoa; Echinodermata; Echinoidea; Temnopleuroida; Toxopneustidae. Gene Ontology annotation, molecular function: G protein-coupled receptor activity; peptide binding.
CCUGCAUUGGAAUUUGACUUGUAACAUUGAGAAAAGGAAUACAAUUCUGUGAGGAGAUUAUUGAGGAGGUGGAGGGACAUUUGACAGUUUGAUGACGUACGAGAUUUUUUUCCUGAGUGGCCUUUAUUACUAAGAGGAAAUGGGGGCUUAUGAAAACUGUGAAUAUCUAUAAUAAUUCUGACACGUGCCAUUUUCUGGAGAGCAUGCUCGACCUCGCCAGGACUUUGAAAUCACCUAAGAGUGCCACCAUCAUGUCGUCGUUUUACUUUCCCGACGUCGCCAGCGACAUGGGGAACGUCACUUUGAACUACACUCACAUGGAAUCCGGGUCGGCGGAGAUCUUCGGGGAGUCUCUUUUUCGGAUCCUGACCCUCUCCGCCAUUUUCCUCAUCUCCGUACCGCUCAACAUCAUCGUGCUCGUCAUCGUGUUCCGUCGACGCCGUCACAAGUCGCGGGUGAACAUCCUGGUCAUGCACCUGACGCUCGCCGACCUCUUCGUUGCCCUCAUCAACAUCCCGACGGACGUGGUGUGGUUCUGGACGGUGCGGUGGUUGGCUGGGAAUGCGAUGUGCAAGAUCAUCAUGUUUAUCGAGUCCUUCAACAUGUAUGGAUCAUCGUUCAUACUCAUCGUCAUCAGUCUCGAUCGCUACGCCGCCAUCGUACACCCGCUCAGUAUUCAUCAAGCAGAUAGACGCUGCAAGAUUAUGGUUCGAGCCGCCUGGGCAUGCAGUGCUCUUUGCAGUGUUCCCCAGUUUAUGGUUCAUGAAGUUCUGUCACCGUAUGAGGCUCCGGACUUCACCCAGUGUGUCGACUACCGAUUCGCUUUUGAACAUCCGACUCUUUGGUGGCUUUACCAUAUUUUUGUGACACUUGCCAUGUACGUCGUGCCUCUCAUUACCAUAUUUACCUGCUACACAGCCAUCAUAUACAAGAUUUGCCGGAAAACGAAGCAAGCUCGUCAAUCCGUCAAUAACAAUGAAAGUAGCGUCCUCAGGCGGUCAUGUUCGAGCAGUCUUCCUCGAGCAAGGAUGAAAGCCCUCCGUCUCACGGCUACCAUUGUGACGGCAUUCGUUAUGUGUUGGGGUCCAUAUUACGUACUAAGCACGUGGUACCAUUUCGACACGAGAUGGCAAACAGGUGCUGGACUUCCAAACCCCGACUGGAUGAUCCACAUCAUGAUGGCGCUAGGCUACUCCAAUAUCUGCCUUGAUCCAAUCAUAUACGGUAUAUUUGUGACGCGGUUCAGUCUCUGCCACCGCCGCGGUAAGUCCGCGGUAAUGCACCCGCUCACCACCUACCGCCGAUCAACCCUGAACUCCAAGGUCAUCACAAACGACGGUCAUACGUCGUCCGUGAGAUUCAACCACACGUUGGUUUCGAGCAAGAACAGUUGCAGCGGUACACACGCGGCGAUCGACACGGUCACGCCGCUCGUAGACGGGGACGCCAGAAGGAAUAUUUUCGUGAAUAGGCGCGAGACGUCGACAACGACGUAACAGUGUCGCUACCGAGACGUCUACUAGACGCAUGUCUUCUCAAAUCCGACGUUCAAAUUCCUCUCGUUGAAAAUCCCAAUUAUCUCUAUCUAUAUAUUUUGUUUUGGUAGAGUGUUUUGUUUUAACUGUUUUCUUUCAAAAAUAGUCAAAUAUCAUCAAUUACGGAGAAACUCUGUGAUUGAAAUCGUCUCAAAUACUAUGAUCCUAGGGGAAAUCCUAUUUUUGAUCGACACUCUCUGUAGGACUAAAAAAAAAUCAUGACAAUAUUUCUUUUUGAGAAACAAAACAUAUAUUUGACUGCAUCACCUUUUUUGGCAUUGUACAUGAAUCACAAAUUUACAAAAAAUAGUUUCGUGUCUUUACUUGCUUACCAGGAAUAAGGUGGCGCUGUAUAAUCUUUGCAAGCAGGGGGGUUGCUAAUCAAGCCAGGGAAUCCGGCUCCUUGCUCCAUUAGCUCAAACGGAUAAAAAUCUAGUUUGUCUUUAUUUAGCGUCAUCACAGUGAUUGUGGGCUCGAGCCGUCCUUGGCAUGUAAAUCAUCGGCAACUUUACGAAUAGUUUUUUACUUUUCCGUUCUUUUUUUAUUAAGACAUAUUUACAUGUAUAUGAUACAUGACUUGUAUUUGUAUAUUGAUGUUCCUCUUUUUUGCAACUAGCAGUGUAAUCUUCUAAUUUUACAGGUUUUUAGGAUGUGUAAAAAAUUAAUUGCUCUUAUAAUCGUUAUUUAUGUUAUCAUCAGUGUUUCACUGUUCAAUAUUAUGUUUCCUAGAAUAUACCUACAAAGCAGAUAGGAUGCCGAACACAAAUCUCAUUCUCAAUUUAAAACUCGUUUUUUUAUAAUAGAGUUGUAAAUAAAUUUGCUAGGUUGAUUCCGAUUUUAAGUGUGAUUGUUUGAUAAUUUUGUUUGUACACAUCCGGCAAAACGCUGCUUACACAUUAUUGUAUACCGUUACGCAAAUGCUUGCAUUUCCUGUCCAGGGUAAAGCCUUACGGUGGUGAUUUAAUUGACACAGAAAUCAAAAGUCGAAUGGUCAAUGGUCAGUUCUUUUGAUUGCCGAAAUUUUAAUAACUUCUUAUGAGCCCGCAUAAGGCCAUAAACGUUGUCAUGGUUACUAUGCAAUAUCACCUUGUCCACGACUGGGAAUUUACGGAGCGUAUGCGUAAAUCCGUAACGCCAUAGGGGAAUCAUAGAUUAUCCCCUCGCACAAGAGGUUCACCUCACAGAUUUACGCCAGUGUUUUACGUAGUCAUACAUGUAUAAUCAAUGAUAUUCGUGGUAUUACACAGCUUUUUUUAAGCCAAGAUUUGAUAUGAAUUCUUAUGGAUUUCAGCAUGCAGUAUUUUCUCUUUUUUUU